UUUUGGUGAUAGGUAAAAUGGGAUCACUUAUGUAUAGUAUAUUUUUACGAAGGUCGUAGUCCGUUGCUCAUUUUUUUGCUAAAGGAAUGCGCAUGCGCAGUUUUGGGAUGAUUGCUAACGAAAUGUUUACGCAAACGAGCGGUUUUCUUGAAAAAGUUAACUGAAUUUGACUUUAGUACUGGCAUUUUUGUCUUCGUAUGUUUUUGAAUUUUUAAAGCUUCUCUUUAUCCAUUUUUCAUCAUUAUGGAGAAAUAUAAAAAGAAGUCCUUAAAUUUUAUGGGUUUUUCGCGAGAAUUGCGAAAAAACCAAAGAGAUAAUCAAAGAUGCCUUUCACGGCAUCAACGUUUUAGUAUUAUUCGACCUUUAGAUGACGAAAGCAUCUUAGAAGAAAAAAAGGAGAAUAACAGCAAGAUUCCUACAAUAGGCAAGCCUGAUAUUCGGGCUAAUUCUCGAGUUGAAUUGCUUCAAAAAUGGAAGCAAGAAAAAAUGGUGAAGAAACAGCAGGAAUCCAAAUUAAAAAAGCCUGCUUUUAAGGUUGGUGUAAAUAAACCCAAUCCUUCACCUUCUGUUGGCAACAAACCUCUGUUUGCGCUAGACACAUCAAAUAGAUUAUACAAAUCAAGUUUUCAGGUAUCAAACUCAAUGUUAUUUAGUAAGAAACAAGAAAAUCUUAAUUCAUCUAAAACAAAGACAAAUGCUAAUAAGUCAUCUGCUAAAAAAACAGAAAUUGCUACAGUUAAUACAAAGAUUAGUGCCAAGGACAUGAAAUUCCAGCCAAGCAAAUUGGCUCCCAGCAAGCCCGAGUCCAAAUGGACUAAAAACAAAGAUUCUGGCAUUCAAUCCUUCAGUGUGAAAUCUAAAGUUGAUGCAACAUCAAAAGUUGUGAAUAAGGAUGAAUUAUCUGGCAUUAGAAAGCAGCCAAUAAUAAUUUCAAAACCACUGGAGGCUAAAAAGGAAUCUCGACUUCAACCUUUGAAUGCAAGUUCUAAAAUCUCUUCAUUUGCAAGGGAUGGAAAAAGCACUAUUCCCUCAUCUGGUUUACCUAAACCCACCAUAUCUAGAACUCUGAGUAAAGUUCCUAAUCAGCAAAUUCCUGUAAAAAAGAAUGUUAAAAGUAUACCCAAAUUUUCCAAAAUUGUCGUGCCUCAACAGAGAGGUAAUGAUAUCUCUGUGAAAACAAAGAAACCAGAAUCUAAUGUGUCAAAUAAGCCUAACAAUGACUUUAAUUUAAACUCAUUUGAAUGUGAACUUAGCCACAUAGAGCCUGUCAAAGAGUCAAAAAAAUCCUCAUUUGCUCCAGAAGGAUUCAUGUUUCAACCUCCUGCAGAACUCAGUACUUCUUUAUUCUUAGAGGAUGGGCCUUCAGCAAUUUUCAUGAGGAUGAAAAAUCAGUUUCUUAGAACUUCUACGCCUAAGCAAAGUCCUUCAAAUAAGCAAUUCAGCCCCAAAGUUGAAGAAAAUGAAUGUCUCAUGGACAAAGAUAUAGAAAGUCUAAAGAAUUCUCCAGUCCAGUGUUUAAAGAAAGAAGAUAUUCAGUGUUUAGAGAAGGAAAUUACCCAGCAUUCAGAGAAAGAAGAUAACCAGCAUUCAGAGAAAGAUACCAAGUGUUCAAAGAAGGAAAAUAUCCCUUGUUCAAAGAAUGAAGAUAUCCCUUGUUCAAAGAAUGAAGAUAUCCGUUGUUCAAAGAAUGAAGAUAUCCCUUGUUUAAAGAAUGAAGAUAUCCCUUGUUUAAAGAAUGAAGAUAUCCCUUGUUUAAAGAAUGAAGAUAUCCCUUGUUUAAAGAAUGAAGAUAUCCCUUGUUUAAAGAAUGAAGAUAUCCCUUGUUCAAAGAAUGAAAAUGCCCAAUCUUCAAAGAAUGAAGCUAUCUCUUGUUCAAGAAAUGAAGAUACCCAAUGUUCAAAGAAUGAAAAUUCUCACUAUUCCAAGGAUACAAAUAAAGAAUUUGGUCCUUUAAAUAAAAACGAUUUUGAAGCUAUUUUAAGUUCUUCACUUGAAUCAGUUGUUUUAAAUGACAUGAAAUUUACUAAUUGCAAACAAUCCCUUAAAUUUGAAUUUCCAGAAGUUGGCUCAAUACAGAGUCAUGAAGAGAUGCUUUUGCCAUCUAAAGCUAUUCAUCCUGAAUGUUCAAUGGCUACAGAAUCCUCUCCUAUUGAUAAUGUUAAACUACCUAUUCUAUUUGAUUUAGUAGAGACUGACAAAACUGAGAUAAAUUUUACUGAUGCUGCUUCCGCAGAUGAUGGCAAAAUUUCUGCAAUUUUCUCUAAAAUUGAUUCUGUUGGCUGUGAAGAUAAAGAAACAUCAGAUUCAACACACAUUGAACCAGAUGAAAUAGCCAAAAAAAUCCAAGGUAUAACAAAUGGCUUUCUACAAAAGCAAGAAAUUGGCCUUCUUAAAAUUCCGGAAGUAACAAGUCAAAGGUUCAGACAAAGUCAAAAACCUACACUUGCAAGCAUCAAUGAAAGCUUAGAAAAUACUCCAAAAUCAGCCCUGAAAAAAAAAUUUUUAGAUAAUGUUUUCACACCACGGCGCUCCUUGAGACUUGCAAAACUUUCUGGAAAUUUCAACUCCCUAGAAAAUCUGCUAGUUUCUCCUAAACCGAAAGAAGAGAAGGAUAAAGCAGGUUUAAAAGAAAGCUUCACACCCCGUCGCUCUCUUAGGCUUUCUAAGUUUUCUACUGAAUUUAACUCAGCUGAAAACUUGUUUGAUAUAAGAAGACCUACACUUUAUGGCACUCCCCCUGAUGAAGAUGAAAUUGCACCAAAACUGAGCUCUAGAGUGACAUAUGACUUUGACAGAUUAUCUUCAGAAACAGAAGAAGAAAUUCAUUCUCGUACUACUCGCUCAGGGAAAGUCAGUCUUUUAUAUACUCCUCCGAAUAAAUCCAGAGCUUCCAUCAUGAGACAAUCAUUAAAAGGAGAUCUUAUGUCCUUUUCACCUAAUGUAUAAUUCAUAAUGCAAGUGCCUACUAUUUAUGUGCAUAUUUUUUCUCAGCUGUAUAGUUUUUAUACAAAAUUUUAGUUUUUAUAUCACCUUUGGAGUUAUUUUAAGCUAUGCUUAUAAAAAUAUUUAAUAAA
Messenger RNA from Argiope bruennichi, 3074 nucleotides. RefSeq lists its product as uncharacterized. The transcript has 16 exons. Bases 244 to 2946 code for a protein of 900 amino acids. The record is from RefSeq and is a predicted model, not a curated record. Lineage: Eukaryota; Metazoa; Arthropoda; Arachnida; Araneae; Araneidae.